UGCACGUGAUCUGAUCCACGAUCUUCUGCCACCAAUUUCAUUUCUAUUUUCUAGUCAGUUUUGGAUGGUUUUGGUUUGGACUUUGAACGUUUCAUUUCUAGUCACUUUUAGUUUCGUGAUCCGCGAUCUGUUGAAAGUUUUUUUCUUUUCUAGUCAGUGUUAGUUUUGGUUUUGGAUGUGCUUGUUUGGGAUCCAUAAAUGAACCCUCUUGGUCCUUAAGGAUUUCAGUGCCAAAUUGUGAAACUCAGGUGCAUUUUGCCAGCUUGAAUCUCCAAUACUGUUCUGACUUCAUCAUCUCGGCCACAGAAUGGCAGAACAUCCUUCUAUCACUACUGUGCCUUUUGACAAAUUUCAUGCCAUGAUUGAAGAGCUUCACGCAAAAUUUGAUGUGUGGCUACUGCUUCAUAAUUCUUGUACCUGCUCCGCGCCGCUUUGUUUCCUCAGCAUAUUCUCUCGUCAUAAGAAACAUUUGCAAAAAAUGCUCAUGUACAGCAUCACAACACAUCUAUUCUGAAUGAAAUGUGCCUGUGUGUUGCCUCAAAUUCGAGCUUACAUCAUCAUAGACAUCUAUAAACGACAAAGGACAUCAAUAAAUGUUCAUCUGCGUUGCAUAAAAUUCCGCUUCCUGACGAGUUUUUGAACCUCAUCUUUGUCCUCAGAUCCUGCUUAGAUACCGGUCCUGUUGCGUUGAUUCUAAGCCGAGACAAGAUGUCAAUGGUGGUGGCCCGAAAGAACUGAUUUCAUAUCCCAGAACAUGUCUCCUAUGUGGGAAAAUCUACCAGACCAAGAGUGCCUUCUUCAAUCACACAAGAUUGAACAGAUGUAAACCUUCUGAAAUUUCAGAUGCCAUUCAUCGCUCCGACCAGCAUUGCCCUAACGAGGGAUGUGCCUUCAGUUGUAAAUUGCUUCCAGAGUUAUUGAAGCACUUGGAUCAGUGCAGUCAAGUCUCCAAGUCCUCCACUAGUGCAUCGGAGGGCGCAAAAGAGGAAACAUCGGACGGCGCAAAAGAGGAAAUCGCAUGUCCUGAUUGCUCCCAUGUUUAUUCUAGUAUGGACGUAUUCCGAAAACAUAUCAAAACUUGCAAUAGUGGUAACAAACAAUCCAUUAAAUGUCUUGAUCCUAGCUGCAAGCUCUUAUUUCGUACCCACUCUCAAAUGGUCACUCAUUUGGAGGAAACUCAUAAGAUAGAUCUGGGAAUAAAUUACUUUUCAUUUGCCUCUAUUGAUGAAUUCUUCCAUUGGAAACAGGAGGAAGAAAGAAAUGCUUAUGUAAUGUUUGUGAAAGAUAGAGGAAGUACGGAAGUGAAAGCGGGAACAACCCAUUACUAUGUUUGUAAAUUUGAUGUCCGAGCUCGCGCUCAUAGUGUUCCAAAAACGCCUAGAAAAAAGUUUGGUGGAGAAUCCCUAUUAAAUACGGAUUGUCCUGCAAGGAUGUUUGUUACUGUUAAUACUGAAGGUGCUGUUCAUGUUAAGUAUAUCUCAAAGCAUAACCAUGAGCUUAAGUUUAAGCAUGUAAAGCAUUAUAGAUGGCAUGAGGAUACCAAAAAUUAUAUUAAUCUGUUGUUAGAAAAAGAAAUCCCUGCCAAGAAAGUCAAGGAAGAAAUAGCGCCAAAUGGUGUUGACUCAAUUUCCUCCCAUCCUGUAAAAGAAGAUUUUAUUUCCACCACUCAAAUAAGUAAGAUGAAUUAUGAAUUCAAAAUGAAAAAAAGGUUAAAUAAGAACGAUGCUGUGUCUGUUCAGUUACUUGUACAGUCUUUAGCCUCAAAAGAUAAAGAUUCUGUGCUUUUGUACAAACCGCAAGGCAAACCAAUGGAAGUAGGAGAUCCGUCAGUUGAUAACAUUCUAUCAGACCCGGAUCUUUUUGUGCUUGGUUUGCAAAAUGAUAGGCAGAGGCAAGAAAUGAUCAAGGGGUGUGAAAAAAUUUUAGUGGUCGAUGCUACACACAGCACAAACAUUUAUGACUUUUACCUUGUUAAUUUAGUUGUUCCCGAUGAAUAUGGUGUGGGAUAUCCGGUUGCACACUUUCUGACAAACAAAGUCGAUACCGCCACCAUGACUGCAUUUUAUAGAGCAAUCAAGCUGAAAUCUUCUAAUUUAAAAGUCAAUUCCUACAUAACGGAUGAUGAUCCUGCUUUAUAUAAUUCAUUUGCAGAUGUUUUCGGUCCAGAGCCCAUUCAUUUAUUAUGUAAAUGGCAUGUAAAAAGAUCAUGGAAAGCUCAGCUCCACAACAAAGUAAAAGAUCAGGAAUUGAGGACACUGAUAUCCAAAUGUUUGUACUUAUUAAUUGAAGAAAAGAAUGUUGAAUCUUUUUCAGUAAUGCUUGAAAAAUUUUUAUCUGCAUUUAAAGGCCAUUGCCCUGAUUUUUGUCAGUAUUUUUCAUCCUAUUAUUGUCACCGAGUCGAAAAAUGGGCAAUGUGCUUCCGUAAUUUUGAUCAUGGUGAUACGGACACCACAAUGUAUUGUGAAUCGCUCCAUAAUAAAAUUAAAACUGUGUAUCUAGGUCGUAAGUUUAAUAGAAGAGCGGAUGAUCUUGUAAAUAUUAUGUUAAAAUUAGAUGAUGAUAUACAUUUAGCGUUACUGUAUAAAAGGCUGACAGAAGAGCCACCUUUAGGUAAAAGACAUAAAGAAAAUACACGCCAUAUGAAAGGCAGUUUAAUUCUAGAUGAAGACGUAAUUCUUAAAGGAAGUGAAUAUUUAAUUAAAUCACAGUCAAGAAAGGACACUCAUUAUACCGUUAAUGUAAUUUCUUCUGUUUGCACUGAGCCUGCAGUAUGUUACAUCAAGUGUGAUAAGUCACCGUGCACACAUCUUUGUUGUCACAUGUACACAUGCUCUUGCGAUGAUGUCAAUGCUUUAUGUAAACACAUACAUAAAGUCCAUUCGGUCAUAAUGAUAAAAAAUUCUAGUGAUAAUGAAGAUAUUGACACUCCUUAUGAUCCCUUAGAACUCACUUUAAAUGAAAUCACUUUAUUUGAUCCGCCACCUCUUGAGAAUUCCUCCCGAAAUGACAAUAGUUUAGAAAAAUUGCUUUCGUCCUGUAAAAAACAAAUGUCAGAAUUACAAUUAAUAUUAAAUAAUGAACAGACCCAUUCGUUGGUACCUCAUGUAGAUAAAACGUUAAAGUUACUUGUUUCCGAAUGUAAAGGACUUAUUUCAAGCGCAACAUCAUUCCCUCCUCCUCCAACAAUGACUCAGAAUUCUGUCCCACCAAAUCAAAAAUUAAAGACCCAAGAGAGUCAAUCUCUGUAUCGAACCACCAAGAAAAAAGGAGAGUGGCGCAAAAAUCAUAAGUUAUUCACAUGUGAUUCAGAAAAAACACUUAUCCACUCAGCGCUUAUCCACACCCAAAACCCCAAAAAUUUUACUAAAACAAUUCCAUCUGUAGAAGCAGUUACAGAAUCUUUGUUUGUUGAAGGGCCGUAUGAAAUAAAGUUGUACCAUGUAAAAUCAUUAGAUUACCAUAUUAGUGCUGUAGAUGAAAAAAUGCUAUCACAAGUUGUUCCUGACUUUCAAAGAGGAUGGUUAUAUGAUUGUGUAAUCUAUACUCAUACCAUCAGAAUUUCCUCCCAUGUCCCAAAUGUAUUUAUUGUGGAUCCAUGCGUGAGUCAAUGUAUUCAAUCCGCGCAACGUGACUCACUGCGAAAUAUAAAUGUUAGUGAAUUUGAAAAAAUGUUUAUACCAUGUAAUCCCACCGGUGAUCAUUGGGUUCUAAUGGUUGCAUACCCACUUACAAAAGUAAUAGAGUUUGUAGACCCACGUUCUAAUUCAAUAGGAUCUCAAUAUCACCAAUUUAUCGGCCAUUGGGUCAGAGCUUUGUCGAAAAAGUUGGGUACUUCUGCUUCUGAGUGGAAAGUUUAUGUUCCAAAACAUACAGAACAAUCUGAUUCUCACAACUGUGGAGUCUUUGUUUCUUGGUAUGUUGAUCAGAUUUUAAAUAAUCUUAGUAUUAAUACUGAAUUGAACACUAAUGCAUACCGUUUGAAUAUGUAUCAAGUAUUGAUGGGUUCCUUUUAAUCCCUCAGUCAAGUUCCUAUUCGGUUGAGUUUUUAUUUACUUGCUUUUGCCUUAGAAUUUAUUUGAUAAAAUUGGAAAUGUUUAUCAAGAAUUUUCUCCUCUUCCGGUUCUUCAGACGUGUGUGAUGUAAAGUAUCUCUGAGGUAAAUAGUAAUGUUUGCAGUUUGUGAUCACUCUGUUACCUCAUAUUUUCUUUUGUUCUCUCUUCGUGUAGUUUUUACGGAUCGCUCCAAUGUCUUUGUCUGAGAUGUAAUGCAUUUUGCACAGGUUCUGUGAUAGUAACAUUUUUUCUUUCAUUCUAAACUUCAUAUUUCCUCUCAAAUUAGAAUUCAACAAUUUGUCAGGUCAGGGUACAUUAAAUGCCUUUUUAAUGAAUUCUAUUGCUUGUUUUUGUAGUUAGAAUCAUGGAACUAUUUCCUGUGAUGAAUAAUAAUUUAACUGUUCAAGGGUACCUGCUACCUUACUAAGCAGUUGACAGGUAACUAAAAGUAAUUUUGUUGCAACUUUUUAUUUUCCUUGUACAUAUCCUUUAAAACAUGUUGCUGUUAUAAACCUUAAUCGUAGUUGAAAGUCAGUUACUUAAUUGAUCUACGUAUAAUUUCACUAAUUUACUUAAUUGUAAGUAUAUAAUUUUUUUUAAAAAAAUUACGAUUUCUGUCUAAUUUUAAGUGUAAACAUGACGAAACUUAUUGCUGUGAUAAAUCUUAGUCGUAGUAGAAAGUCAACUAUUUUGUCCUUUUACGUGUGAUUUAAAUAAUUUACCUCAGCUUCAGUGUUGAUCUCUUGAAAUUACGAUGUCCGUUUAAUGUGCGAGAUGUAAAAGUAACUGAAGGAAUUGCUGUGAUAAAUCUUAGUCAUACUUGUAGGUCAAAUAUUUAUUCGAAUUACGUAUGAUUGCAAUAAUUUUGUUAAUCUUAAAUAUUAAUUUCCUUAAAUUAUGCUCUCUGCUUAUUGUAAGUAUAAAAAUGACGAAACUAAUUGCUGUGAUAUAAUAAAUUUGUUCAUAUUUCUUGUAAUUGUAACCCACGUGGAAUUGUUUUCACCUUUUUCUGAAACUUUAUGCCUUCUCAUGUUUGAGAAUUCUUUUUUGUUAUUAACUGACAAGGUUGUGACCAACCAUCGGUCUGUGAUGGAUUUUAUGUUUUCAUCAUUCCCACUGUGUACUUUUUUUGCAGUCAUGUGUUAAUUGAUUAAAUUCAAUAAAUUAUUAGUCCAAAGAAAUA
Messenger RNA from Bemisia tabaci, 5235 nucleotides. The record is from RefSeq and is a predicted model, not a curated record. NCBI's taxonomy places the organism in Eukaryota, Metazoa, Arthropoda, Insecta, Hemiptera, Aleyrodidae.